AUGUCAGCAUUAGGUGAAAAUUCUCAUUUCAACACUUGGCUCAGGUUGGCAGAAGAGAGGGAGAAGACGGAACACCUCAAAUUUGAUAUUCGAGAAUAUGAGGAGGAGAACGAGGACCUCUGCAAACGCAUUCAGGAAACUAGUUCCAAGUUGAGAGACAAGGAAGCUGCCUGUGAAAGACUUCUCAAUGAUCUGGACGAAAAGCGAGCUGAGUUGGCAGCUCAGCGCAAACUCCUGGAUGAGUACAUUCAGCAACAAUCUACGAAGGGUCCUUUACUUGCCACCAUAGUUGCCUCCGAGAGUAAUCAUUCCAACGGUUUCUCGACCGCCAAAACUGGCGACACACUGGCCGCCACAACACCGUCCGCCACUAUUGCAGAGUUGGAACUGAAACUUCGAGAUGCUCUCACCUGGGCUGAGGAAUGUGAAGCCAAAAUGGCCAACCAAGAGACCUAUUGGGCUGAUCAGAAAUUGCGUUGGCAGAGAGAGCGAUCAGAUCUGCAGGAUAGAAUUAGGGAGAUUGUUCUUGAGAGAACGAGUUUCCUAGAAUGUGAAUUGCGUCAGGAGCGGCAACGUUGCUCUGCCAUGGAACAGCGAGUUAUGAUUUGGGAGAAUCAACUGGUCGAACUUAUUGCAAUGGCUGACAAUGAAUGGGCUGUCAGUGACAAUCUUCAUGAUACGGUACUCCAUCUCAUGUCUGAGCUUCAACGCCUCCGCAACGGUUCUCCCGAUAUCACUGACUACGAAGAGGAGAAGCAUCGUUCACACUCCGGAGUCCCACCGCCUCAUCCCUCACCAAACACCGCGGUCUCUCUCAACGGAAGUGGAAGCCUAGGUUCUGCGGACUGGCGUCUAAAGAAGGCCGGUCGUAUUAGCAAAAUGGAACGAUCUAAUCUCCAGUUGGCUCUCAACAACGAGAUUCGGGAACGUGAAAUUGCUCAACAGAGGGUCAGGGAACUUGAGAUCCAACUCGAAGAAGCCACAUCGCGAUUGGCGGAAAUGUCCGAUAAGCUUCUUCAAACAGAGAAGGACAAGGAAGCAUUGAGAGAUCAACUUGUUAAAGACAUGGUGUUUGAACACAUAUUCUUAACAGAUGCAGUAAACGGUACUCCCGAAGAAGAGCUGACCCAUUUAUCAUCCUUUGCUCUGCCAACAUUUAAUCCACAAUCUAUUUUCUAUCCCAUUUCUUGGAAUUCUCGUUGUUUUGCUGUUGUAGGAUGCAGUUUCAAUAUUUCUCUAUUGAGUUCUAAGAAUUGGACCUACUGA
Molecule: messenger RNA, 1266 nt
Organism: Rodentolepis nana
Lineage: Eukaryota; Metazoa; Platyhelminthes; Cestoda; Cyclophyllidea; Hymenolepididae
Source: the annotation of a GenBank genome assembly